This is a messenger RNA of Clonostachys solani, 498 nucleotides long. NCBI's taxonomy places the organism in Eukaryota, Fungi, Ascomycota, Sordariomycetes, Hypocreales, Bionectriaceae. The record is from the annotation of a GenBank genome assembly.
AUGCCAGGCAAAAGAAAGAACAGAAACUUCUCACGGCCAUCUCGCCAGGCUCCGAGAUUCUUCCCUUCUCGGAGCGCCUUCAACACACCAAACCAAGGUGCAGCAUCCCAAAACGAAGUUGCAGCACCCCAAGUUCAAGUUGAGGCAUCCCAAAGCCAAGUUGCAGAACCCAAAAGCCAAGUUGAAGUGCCACCAACCGAAGCCGCGAUGCCACCAACCCAAGUCGCAGCAUCCGCCGACGCCGAGCGAGAGCGUCUCAACCUCAAGAUGAAGGACAACGCGUGGGCCAGAGCCCUCCUCACGUCCCAGAUCAAGCAGACGCAGCGCGACAUCAUGCGUACCAAACUGCUGGGCACCUACGAGAAGGCCACUGGCGACUUGCUCUCCGAGUUCAUUCUCAAGCUGCACAAGAGAGACCGGGAACUGGAGCAGCUGGAGGCUGAGAUGAAGAAGCUCGGUCCUGAGGAGGGAGCGAAGGCUGCGAACCCGCGAAAGUAG